GAUGUGGGGGUGCAGAUGCAGCACCAGCACUGGGUGCCCCUGGUGAACACAUCUGGCAGUGCCCCAUUCCCCGUUCCAUUCCCCGUUCCAUUCCCCAUUCCAUUCCCCGUUCCACCCCCUGCAGCAGCAGGUGUGCUGAGCGCUGGUGGCUGCAGGGACAGUGACUCCUUCCCAGCAGUGUCCCGGGAUGGCCGAGCUGUCAGGACAUCGUGCUGGAUGUGCCCGAGGUGACAGCCCUGUUCCAGGGGAAGAGAAACACUCCUGGGCUCAGCUCCUGGGCUCCCGCCCCAGCCCGGGGCACUGGAGCAGCUCCAGCUCCAUCUGCACCGAGGACUUUGCUGCCAAGUUUUGGGAGGGAAUGGUGGAGCCACUGCUGUGCCAGCAGGAGCCUGCUGGGCAUGUCCCCAUGGAAGGAGCUCAUCCUGGGCAGGAUGAAUCCUUGUUCCCCACAGGGAGAAGCCUGGACACGGGGACACAGCUGGUGAUGGAGCUGGACAGACGCCCCUGGCAGGACAGGCAGGACAGGCAGGACAGGCAGGACAAGCAGGACAGGCAGGACAGGCAGGACAGGUCUCCAUCCCGGAGCAGGAGGGAGAGCCUGGAGUCCCUGGGAGCGAGGAUCUCCCGCCUGAGCCAGAGCCAUGUGGGGGUGUCCUGGGGGGUCCCCUGGGCAUCCCCCUCUGCCCAGCCUGCCCUGGGCUACAGGGACUCUCCUCAUGGGGACCUGGUGGUCACAGACUUGCCUGAGCAUUCCUGGAGAACUCCAGGGAUCUCUGCUGGCAGGAGCAAGGCUGGGACAAGCACAGGCAGCAGUUUUCCCAGGGCCACCCAUGCCAGAACCAGGGGACAUCCUGCCCUGGACAUGAGGCGACAGGAGCCACCAGCUCUGUGGAGACGUGGAGGGAAUGUCACCUUCCCUAUGGAUGACACGGACAGGACACAGGCAGCAGACAGCAGCAGGAGUGCUGGCACAGCCGUGAGAGCCCCUGGGCACUGGGGGUCCCCUGUGUCCCCAGGGCUGCGUGGGGACCAGAAAGGGGGGCUGCUCUGCAAGGGGGUGCCACCACGCUGGAGGAGCCAGCAGGGGACACGAGAGCUGGGAUCUGCAGCCAAGCCUUGGAGCCAAGGGGACAGAGCCAGGACUGGCCUGGCACUGCUGGGACACGCCUGGGACACCCAUCACUGGUGCCACAAGGACCUGCAGAGCACGUCCUGGCAGGGAGCCUGUGUGGGCCAGGAGCGGCUGGACAAGGAGAGAAGGAGAACAGCAACUUCACUCAAACAGAAACUGGAGCUGCUGGAGAGGCUGCGGGAGCUGGAACGGGGCAGCCGCUCCCUCCUGCAGCAGCGGCUGCGAGUGAUGCAGCAGCUCCGGGGGCUGCUCCAGAGGGACGAGGCGGAGACACUUCGGCAGCUCCAGGAGGCCCUGGAGCAGGACGGUGAGCAGAGGCAGCAGACAGAGAAAACCUCAGCUCCAGGAGCCCCCGGGGAGCCCCUGAGCCAGGGACAGAGGGAACAUCCCCAUCCCUCCCCGUCCCUGAGCUCCACGCCCGGGCUCUGCCAGCGUGCCCGGGGCUCCCUGGGGCUCCUGCACCACCUCCAGGAGCUGCAGCUGGACAAGACACAGAACUCGGGGACCCCUGGGGGGACAACUGGGCACGAGGAGCAGAGAGGAGGGACAGGGACAGCCCGGGGUGGGGACCCCCCCUCUACCACAGCCCUGGCGCUGAUCCAAGGGGAGGAAGAGGGGCAGAGCUCCAGCAUGGAGCACAAUUCCUGCUGGGAACGGCCCUGCAGUGGGGCUGUGACCUCAGGCAGGUCCCACCACCGUCAGUCUGUGCCAUGGCCCCAGUGACCCCGGGGGUGUUUGCUGAUCCCGAGGCAAUCAGGAGGGAUGGCCAUGGAAUGCCAGGAACCCUCCCCAGAGCCCCCUGGGUCAGGCACAGGGCUCCCACAUCCUCUUCCCACUCUGCAGCUCCUCCUCUGUCCAGGCUCCCAUCUCCCACUCUGGGACAGGGCCAGGUGACAUUCCCUUUUCUGCUCCACCACAAAGAUACUGGUUGGAUAUUUGGGAAAAAAUCCAAGCUGAAAAGGAGGUUAAACGCUGGUCCAGGCUGCCCAGGGCAGUGGUGGAACCACCAUCCCUGGAAGCGUCCAAAAAAUGGGUCUGUGUGGCACUUUGGGAUGGGUUUAGUGGGAUGUGGUCAAAGGUUGGACUUUGUGAUCUUGGAGGUCUUUUCCAGCCUUAACAAUUCCAUGAUUCUGAGUUUUCUCCUUGGACACUGAGGUCCCAGUUAUGGAAUGCACUGAACAGAGCAAAGCUCCUGCAAACUCCUCAAAAAGCACCACGAGGUUGUGACAGAUCUUGAAGCUGCCAAGU
Messenger RNA from Catharus ustulatus (Swainson's thrush), 2380 nucleotides. RefSeq lists its product as uncharacterized. The record is from RefSeq and is a predicted model, not a curated record. The transcript is spliced from 9 exons. NCBI's taxonomy places the organism in Eukaryota, Metazoa, Chordata, Aves, Passeriformes, Turdidae. Bases 188 to 1855 code for a protein of 555 amino acids.